Messenger RNA from Aspergillus puulaauensis, 3627 nucleotides. RefSeq lists its product as uncharacterized. Gene Ontology annotation, biological process: DNA integration. The transcript has a single exon. The record is from RefSeq and is a predicted model, not a curated record. Gene Ontology annotation, molecular function: nucleic acid binding. The coding region runs from base 1 to 3627 and encodes 1208 amino acids. Lineage: Eukaryota; Fungi; Ascomycota; Eurotiomycetes; Eurotiales; Aspergillaceae.
AUGCACUCUGACCCUUUUCUACUAGAUGUUAUAGUAGGCCAGGUAGGAGUUGCUACCACAAUGAUAGACACUGGAUGCCUUACCUAUGGGGCUGUAAGUGAGGUAUUUGUGAAUAAACAUGGGCUACACACACUUCAGAUCAACCCUGUGCCUAUUAAAGGCAUUGGUGGAUCAAAAUAUGUGUCGCGAGUAUUACAAACAAGGAUUGAUGUUGGUACACAUACUGAACAUGGUGCACACUUUUAUGUGAUACCAGGGAGCCUGCUAGGAGUAGACCUCAUGCUGGGCCUCCCCUGGAUAAAACAACAUGAUGGGCGACUGGAACCGAAACGGGGGAGAUUAUACCUCCGCUCCACAGGCGCUCGACUGAAGAAUACUGUUCUACAUAAGCCUAAGAGGCUAGGGAUAGUUGAAAUCAGUGCAGCUGCAGUACAGUGCCAUAUCCGCCGACAGAAGAAGAAGCCUGGGACUGCUGCUCAAAUAUUUAGCGCCACACUGCAGGAUAUUGAUAAGGCACUAAGGAUAAAAGAGAAACCUGACCCACAGAAGACACUACCUCCUCAAUACCAUGAGUUCCUAUCUCUGUUUGAACCGAACAAUGCCAGUACUCUGCCACCCCACCGAGGACCAGGGAUGGAUCACAGUAUUGAACUCAUUAAGCAGCCAGAUGGGAAAGAUCCGGAAGUCCCAUGGGGGCCUCUUUAUAACAUGUCAAGGGAAGAGCUGAUUGUACUUCGGAAGGAACUUACAGAACUACUUGAUAAGAACUUUAUCCGUGUUAGUAGCUCGUCUGCUGCUGCCCCUGUGUUAUUUGUUAAGAAGCCUGGUGGCGGUCUGAGGUUCUGUGUGGAUUACCGAGCAUUGAACGCCUUGACCAGGAAGGACCGAUACCCCCUGCCACUGAUCCGUGAGACAUUGAACCAAGUUGGACGAGCAAAGUGGUUCACUAAGCUUGAUGUAUCCGCCGCUUUCCAUAAGAUUCGAAUUACCAAAGGCCAGGAAUGGCUGACAGCAUUCCGGACACGGUAUGGACUGUUUGAAUGGCUUGUCACCCCCUUUGGAUUGGCCAACGCUCCGAGUACCUUCCAGAAAUAUAUAAACUGGGCACUACGGGAGUACCUGGAUGAGUUCUGCUCUGCCUAUCUUGAUGAUGUGCUUAUCUUUACGGAUGGAUCAUUAGAUCAACAUCGUAAACAUGUCUAUAAGACUCUUAACAAGCUACAAGAGGCAGGACUAUACCUGGAUAUCAAGAAAUACGAGUUUGAAUGUACCAAAACCAAGUACUUAGGGUUCGUGAUAGAAGCUGGGAAGGGAGUGGCCAUGGACCCUGAGAAGGUUGAAGCUAUUCAGGGCUGGGAAGCCCCUACAACAGUCCGUGGAGUCAGGAGCUUCCUGGGAUUUGCAAACUUCUAUCGACAGUUUAUCCCUAAGUUCUCCCAAUUAACCAAACCACUCACUGACCUGACACAUAAGGGAAUGGCUUAUCAGUGGACUAAAGAACAUCAGCAAUGUUUCCAACAACUCAAGGAUCUGUUUAUACAGGGACCAGUGCUUGCCCCCUUUAAUCCAACAUAUAGAACAGUGGUAGAGACAGACUCGUCAGGUUAUUGCUCAGGGGGGACUCUGUCACAAUACCAUCCUGAUGGACAACUCCACCCAUGCGCCUACUUCUCAAAGCGUCAUGCCCCUGCUGAAUGCAAUUAUGAGAUUCAUGAUAAGGAACUGCUGGCUGUUAUCCGCUGCCUAGAGGCAUGGGAUGCAGAACUCCGGUCUAUCCCAUUCUUCAAGGUAAUCACAGACCACAAGAACCUGGAAUACUUCUACUCACCCCGGAAGCUCACUGAAAGACACGUGAGAUGGAGCCUGUUCCUGUCUAAAUUCAACUUCUCAUUUGAAUACCGCAAAGGAAGUGCAAACACCCAAGCCGACGCCCUAUCAAGAAGAGAUCAGGAUAUGCCACAAGAUAACUCUGAUGAACGUAUCCAAUCCCGAACCUUCCAACUGCUAAAGGCUGGACACCAGCCAAAGAAUAUCUUGGCGCCAAUGAUAAACCCCGAGUUGAUUGACCUAUGGGUAGAAGCAAGGAAUCAUGAUGCUACCUACCAGGAAGUAGUACAGAUCCUGGAGAAGGGUGAAGCUAGAAACCUUCCAUCACCGCUGAAACUACAGGUUUCCCUUAGUGAAUGUAAUAUCAACCACCAAGGCUAUAUCAACUACCGCAACAGAACCUGGGUACCAGAACAUGAACCGCUAAGAACCCAUCUUAUUAAACAAGCACACGACUCGAUACUUACAGGCCACCCUGGGCGGAACGAGACAUAUGCACUGAUCAGCCGUGAAUACUAUUGGCCAAACAUGUCAAGUGAUAUUAAACGUUACCUCCGGAAUUGUGAUGUAUGUGGACGAGCAAAAGCCUGGAGAGAUAGAAGAAAUGGGUUACUGAAACCACUACCUGUUCCUGACCAGCCUUGGCGAGACAUCUCAUUGGAUUUCAUCACUGAUUUACCUGAGAGUGAAGGAUGCUCAACCCUCCUAGUAAUUACCGACCGACUUACCCGGGGUGUGAUCCUGGAACCAAUGAGCUCUACCACAGCUGAGGAUCUUGCAUGUGUGCUUAUCCGUUCACUUAUUCGACACCAUGGAAUCCCCCGGUCAAUGGUAUCAGAUCGAGGAAGCCAGUUCAUAAGCCAGACUUGGUCACGCAUAUGUCAGCUACUAAAGAUUAAACGACUCCUCUCCACAGCCUAUCACCCCCAAACAGAUGGAUCUACAGAACGCGUUAAUAGUAGUGUUGAGACAUACCUCAGGAUCUAUGUGUGUCAUGGCCAGGAUAACUGGCAUAAUCUGCUACCUAUAGCAGAAUAUGUCCUGAACACACGCACGUCUACAGCAACUGGAAUGUCCCCCUUCUUCUUAAGCCAUGGGUACAACCCAUCACCGUUCGAGACCAUGGCAGACCAAGCAGCAACCCUGUCCCAGGAGAAUGAAACAAGAGGAAGCCCUGUUCAGAUUGCAGAUUCCGUUGUACAGAAGUUGAAGGAAGCUGUGCAAUGGGCGAACGUAUCCCUCUCCUUCACACAACAAGAGUCAGAACGACAAGCUAAUAGGAGGCGCUCCCCUGCACCAAUAUAUAAAAAGGAUGACCUUGUUUGGCUGAACCUGAAGAAUAUGCGCACUGACCGGCCAUGCAAGAAGUUAGAUUGGAAGAACGCCAAGUACCGUGUAUUGGAAGUCAAGGGAACUCAUACUGUUAAGCUUGAUGUUCCUAAAGGAAUCCAUCCAGUGUUCCAUGUUGAUCUUAUUCGACCAGCAGGGCAUGAUAAGCUCCCGUCACAGCAUCAAGAUGAGAGUCUUCCUCCAGCAAUCCAGAUAGAUGGUGAGGAUGAGUAUAUGGUAGAAUCAAUCUUGGAUAAGGCCCUUAUUCGAAGAGGAAGAAAUGGAUCAGCAAUACGGAAGGGAAGGGGCCUGAAGUGGCAUUACCUUGUGAAAUGGUCGGGAUAUUCAAACCCGACCUGGGAACCUGUUGAAGCGCUGGAAGACACAGUUGCUGCUGAGACAUGGGAGACCAAGCACCCUGUUAGUAUAGAGGGAGAGAUGUCGGCUAACAAGCCUGCUAUAAGGGCAUGA